Messenger RNA from Neomonachus schauinslandi (Hawaiian monk seal), 1821 nucleotides. It is a transcript of the gene ARID3B, whose product is annotated as AT-rich interaction domain 3B. The record is from RefSeq and is a predicted model, not a curated record. Gene Ontology annotation, cellular component: nucleus. Gene Ontology annotation, biological process: regulation of transcription by RNA polymerase II. The coding region runs from base 1 to 1674 and encodes 557 amino acids. NCBI's taxonomy places the organism in Eukaryota, Metazoa, Chordata, Mammalia, Carnivora, Phocidae. The transcript has 8 exons. Gene Ontology annotation, molecular function: DNA binding.
AUGGAGCCGCUGGCGCAACAGAAGCAGCCUCGGCAGCCUCCGCCACAGCAGGCCCCACGCCUGGCUCCUCUGCAGAUGGACGCCAGAGAGAAGCAGGGACAACAGAUGAGAGAAGCCCCGUUCUUGUAUGCCCAGAAGCUGGUCACACAGCAGACUCUUCUUUCUGCCACCCCAGGGAGGCCAUCUGGCAGCCCCGCCCUGGGUCCCUUGGCCAGAGGGCCACCAGCAGCGGCAGUGGCCCGAGUUUUUGAACGGAGCAACGUGAACUCCGAGCCCGAGGAGGAGGAAGGAGGUCUGGAAGAUGAGGAUGGGGAUGAUGAAGUUGCAGAGGUGGCUGGGAAAGAGGCCCAGGCCGCGUCCAAGUAUUUUCAUGUGCAGAAAGUGGUUCGCCAGGACCCCAGAGCAGCGUCUGGAUCUGGUUUGCUUCCAGCACCAGGGCUCCCACUGCGUGGACAGCAAGCUAAAGAAGACCAUACCAAAGAUAUUUCCAAGGCCCCACCUUCAGUCUCCACAGCUGGGCAGCCGAGCUGGAAUCUGGAUGAGCAACUCAAGCAGAAUGGUGGUUUGGCCUGGAAUGAUGAUGCGGAUGGAGGCCGGGGAAGAGAGAUCUCUCGAGAUUUUGCCAAGCUGUAUGAACUGGACGGUGAUCCGGAAAGGAAAGAGUUCCUGGAUGACCUCUUCAUCUUUAUGCAGAAGAGGGGGACCCCCAUCAACCGAAUCCCCAUCAUGGCCAAGCAGAUCCUGGACCUGUAUAUGCUGUAUAAGCUGGUGACAGAGAAGGGGGGCCUGGUAGAGAUCAUCAACAAGAAGAUCUGGCGGGAGAUCACCAAAGGCCUGAACCUGCCCACAUCAAUCACCAGCGCCGCCUUUACCCUGAGGACCCAGUACAUGAAGUAUCUCUAUGCCUAUGAGUGUGAGAAGAAAGCCUUGAGCUCCCCGGCCGAGCUCCAGGCCGCCAUCGACGGCAACCGGAGGGAGGGCCGGCGGCCCAGCUACAGCUCCUCCCUCCUGGGCUACUCGCCUGCUGCCGCCACCGCCGGGACCCCUGCCCUUCUCUCCCCACCCAAGAUCCGCUUCCCCAUCCUCGGGCUGGGCUCCAGCAGUGGCGCCAAUGCCAGCAGCCCUCGGGUACCCCCCGCAACCACUCUCAGGAAAGGUGAUGGCAUCCCGGUGACGACAGUGCCCGUGCCAAAUCGCCUGGCUGUGCCCGUGGCCUUGGCAGGCCAGCAGGCCGGUACCCGGACGGCCGCGCUGGAACAGCUGCGGGAGCGGCUGGAGUCAGGGGAGCCCCCCGAGAAGAAGGCGUCCAGGCUGUCGGAGGAGGAGCAGCGCCUGGUGCAGCAGGCCUUCCAGCGCAGCCUGUUCAGCGUGGCACGGCAGCUGCCCAUGAAGAUCAGGAUCAACGGCAGGGAAGACAGAUCAGAGGCCUCGGCUGCAGCGCUGAACCUGGCCACUGGCAGCAUCGGGAGCAUCAACAUGUCUGUGGACAUCGAUGGCACCACCUAUGCAGGUGUGCUGUUUGCCCAGAAGCCCGUGGUCCACCUCAUCGCGGGGCCCGCCCCCCAGAGCCUGGGUGGCAGCGCCAGCGGCAGCAGCAGCUCCCACUGCUCGCCGAGUCCUACCUCGUCCCGGGGCACCCCCAGCGCCGAGCCCUCCACCAGCUGGUCCCUCUGAGGGGCAGGACCCAGCUCCCCACACCCCACUCUCCUGUUGAGAGUGGAGGAGGUUGAUGCACAGAAUUUACCUCAUCUCACGGAGCCCAUGUCAAACACCAUUUGGCCAGAUGUUGAGAGUUUGGACGUGUCCGUCUGUCCAGGCUCC